Messenger RNA from Corythoichthys intestinalis (scribbled pipefish), 900 nucleotides. RefSeq names its product geminin DNA replication inhibitor (gene gmnn). Bases 114 to 803 code for a protein of 229 amino acids. NCBI's taxonomy places the organism in Eukaryota, Metazoa, Chordata, Actinopteri, Syngnathiformes, Syngnathidae. The transcript is spliced from 7 exons. Gene Ontology annotation, cellular component: nucleus. The record is from RefSeq and is a predicted model, not a curated record. Gene Ontology annotation, biological process: negative regulation of cell cycle; negative regulation of DNA replication.
UGGGUCACGUGAGCGAACACUGGCGUAUUUAAUGGAGUGGCGCGAGUUUUUAAGAAAACGAAGUUUCUUUCCUCAACGUCUUCGGUUAACAAAAUAGGUUUGUGGAAUUCACGAUGAGUUUCGGUACCAAAGUGAGACAAAACCAAGCAAAGUCCAAUGAAAACUCAAAUAUUUGCUCAACUACAAAAAGCAACAUGAGCUCAUCUAGACCAUUGCUGCAGGUGCUCCAACCUUUGGCGGUCAACAGAGAUCCGGGAAAGCCUUCUCAAGCAGGAAAAGGCGCCAUCCCGAAGCGUAAACAAUGGCUUGCCGAGCAAAACCGAGGUUUGAAAAGAGUGAAGAUGGAAGUGAAGUCGACACAGACUGAAGAUAUUUCCAGUUUGGAAGAAGAUGCUGCCAAUGAGGCAUAUGAGCUUAUGAUCAAAGAAACUCCUCCUCCUGCUUACUGGAAAGCGAUCGCAGAGGAGCGUCGCAAGGCUUUGUUCAAUGUUCUACAGGAGAACGAGAAGCUGCACAAAGACAUCGAAGCCAAAGACGAGCGGAUUUCUCGUCUGAAAAGUGAAAAUGAAGAACUGCGUGAACUGGCUGACCACGUGGAGUACAUGGCAGAUGUAAUUGAGAGGCUGACUGGGAAAGGACCUGAGAACCUGGAAGAACUAAAGGGCCUUGCACUCGACCACAAUGAAACUCAAGAACAAGAUGAAUUUGAGGAGGAAGAUGCAAGUGAAGUAGAGGAAAAGGAACAAAUUGAGAAGGACGCAGAGGACCAAACAUUGGAAAAUGACACAGAGGAGCGGAAUUAGCUCAAAUAUUUUGUUUGAUUUGGUGGCUGCUCAUGUUAAAUGAAGGCUUUCGUGCUGGAAUGUCUAUUUUAUCCCCCCCAUGAAACUGUAUUGUUUU